GGUGAAGUGGGAGAUUGGUCAAACGAUGGAGCAACCCCAACCAAUGAAACCAAGCCUGCGGUUUCGACUAGUCCCCCUGCAAAAUCAACGUCUCCCGAACAGAAGGAAGAAAUAAAAACCGUGAUAAAAACAGAACCGGAAGAGAAAACCCCUCGAAUACGCCUCAAAGCGAAUCUAGCGACUGAUCCCGCCAUUAAUCUAGCAAAUCUAAAAAGUGAAGCCGAAAGCAGUCAGUCUCCAAUAAGCGCUGAAUAUUUAGCGUCGCUACAAACUGUCUUGGCUUCUAGAGCGUUUCUAUUACCGAAUAUAGCUGAAACUGCCGCCAGGCAAACUGCAGAAACUGAGAAUAGAGCCCCGAGCGUGCCGAUCUUCCAAUGCCAGCCUUGCGGUAUAAGAUUCUCAUCCCUGAGCACUUUGGAGGCUCACCAGACAUAUUACUGUUCGCAUCGUGCUAACAAACCGAGUAACGACGACGAUGCCAAGUCGACAAGUGCCGAUCCAGGCGGCAACCAGUCCGAUCAGGAUCCGUCGGAACCGAGCAACAAGAAUAUUAGAACAGGAAAACAGUACACUUGCACGCAUUGCUCUUACAGUGCGGAUAAGAAAGUCAGUCUGAACAGACACAUGCGAAUGCACACAGUCUCACCUAGUCCAAUUAACGUAACCGCUGCUGCUGUUUCUAAUGGAGACAACGCACCAGAUAGUCAAGACAAAUACUGCGCCGAAUGUGAUAUAAGGUUUAGCUCGCAAAAGACGUUCAAGGCCCACAAAAUGCACUACUGCAACUCCAGACAUAAUGCUAAAGGUGGCACUAACGCUAACGUUAAGGCUGCAUCCAGUUGCACAUCUGGCUCGUCCCCAACUUCCCCGGUGGAAUCCACGACUUGUCGGACGCCGCCUUCGCCGUCCUCUGCGCAACAAAUGCCGCCCCAGCAACCUUUCUUAGCUCUACCAACUAACCCGAUCAUAAUCGUGCCAUACUCAUUGUUCAGAAGCGCUAGCGUUCUCCCGGGUCUAACAGGCCUACCAGUCGGCAUAGCAAAUCCAGAAGGCCCUUGCUUUUUGAUGCCAAAUGGUACCCUUCAACCCAUGACUUCUGCUAUUAAUCCGGCUACUCCAAAACCUGCGGAAGUCCUAAAAACUUCAAAUAAACCCAAAGAAACUUCGGUUAUAAGAGAUUCGUCGCUACCGCUAGACUUAAGCGUUAAAAGAUCUCACGACGACGGGGACUUGGUUAUAGAUUUCGGCGAUGAGCAUGAAAAAGAGAACAAAAGAAGAAGGUCGCCUAGUCCUGAAAAAAUAGAAUGCGUCCCCUCCAUUCCGGGUUCCCCGCCGUCAACGCCAGUUUCUCAAGGCAACUCCCCAGCCCUGAGCAUCUCCCCAAAGAGAAAACAAGACGAGACCUCAAGAAGCUGCAGUCCCAGAUCGUUAAGCAAAACCCCCAAAUCGAAUAUGAUGGAAAAAUCUCGAAGUCCCGACGGAAACGUUCCUCCAUUCGAGAUAUCCCCAGCAUUGCACCCUUUGCUGAUGAGAGCAGGCGGGUUACCGUUAUUCACUCCAGAGGUGCAGAUGCGGUUAGCUGAAAUACCACAAAUUCCCUCAUUUACACCUCAAGUUUUGGUGAAACAAGGCGUAUCCAAAUGCAAAGAGUGCAACAUAGUUUUCUGCAAACAUGAAAACUACGUUGUUCACAAAAAACAUUAUUGUUCAGCGAGGAUGCAGGACGAUGACACCUCCAAAACCUCCGGUAGCCCACCCGUAAGCCCACGAAGCACCGGAACCACAUCCCCUGGACAGUACCAGCAACUUAUAUGCCUAGCUUGCGGCAUCAAGUUCACUUCACUGGACAAUUUAAACGCCCACCAAGCCUAUUACUGCUCCAAAAAGAACGAGAACGAAGUCAGAAAGUGCGGGAAAUGCAGAGGCAUUCUAGAACCGGGACAUCAGUGUCAUCCUCCAGCUCCUUUGGCAGGAUGGAAAUGCCCCUGCUGUGACGUCAUCAGUCCUACGGCGAGCGCUGCGCAAAGGCACAUGGAAACCCACACCGGUGUAAAGGCUUAUAGAUGUAAAAUAUGUAAAUACAAAGGAAAUACUUUGAGAGGGAUGAGGACCCAUAUUAGAAUGCACUUCGAUAAGAGAUCUCCGGAUUUACAGGAGGAAAAAUACAUUUCAUACAUUCUCGAAGACGAUGCCUCCAAUACAAUGGAGGUCAGCGUAGCUCCAGGUCUUGUCGGACCAGUGGAGCGCCCCCCAGCCUCACCUCCAGAACCUAAAGCUGAAUUGCCCCCCUUAAUUUGUCCCCAUUGUCCAUACACAUCUUCCUCGAAGAGUACCAUCCUGAGACACAUCGUGCAGGUGCACGAAAACCAAAACUCUGAAGAAACAGUUAAUGGCGACGAUAAAAGAAAAUCGAUGCCAUCUUUGGAGGAAGAAGAGGAAGAUGAGAUAAUCGUGAAAAAAGAAGCUAUAGAACCCGAAAUAAUCAUAACCAAUCCGAUUGAAGAUAUAAAACUGGAAGAAGAGACGGAUCCGAGAGCGACAGCGUUGGAACAGGACGAUCUUCAGGAGGCCAGUAAACCUGGCCAAAAGUACUGCAAAUCGUGCGAUAUCUAUUUUAAUUACUACUCGACUUUUAUAGCUCACAAGAAAUUUUAUUGUUCAAGUCACGCCGGCGAAAUCACGGCCAAUUCGGCCAACAAUAACAAUAAUCCGCCUAGCAGACCUGCUGAGGCGUCUGUACAGUAG
This is a messenger RNA of Brassicogethes aeneus, 2745 nucleotides long. The record is from the annotation of a GenBank genome assembly. NCBI's taxonomy places the organism in Eukaryota, Metazoa, Arthropoda, Insecta, Coleoptera, Nitidulidae.